Messenger RNA from Mitosporidium daphniae, 1420 nucleotides. RefSeq lists its product as uncharacterized. The record is from RefSeq and is a predicted model, not a curated record. NCBI's taxonomy places the organism in Eukaryota, Fungi, Microsporidia. The transcript is spliced from 2 exons. The annotation marks the transcript as partial.
AGCCAGAAUUUCUUCCAAAACCCUAGAAUCGUUUGGAUUUUCAAAGAGUAAGUGUAGAUCCCAAGACUCGUUGCUAGCUUUUAAUAAGCCCCACGACUUUUCCUCGAUAUCUCUCUUGACUGAGCAAAGCAUAGACAACAAAAUCAUAGAAAACAAGAAAAUAGAUAGCAAAAGCACAGACAACAAGAAAAUAGAUAGCAAAAGCACAGACAACAAGAAAAUAGAUAGCAAAAGCACAGAAAACAAAAUCAUAGAAAAAAAAAGCACAGAAAGCAAAAGCACAGAAAGCAAUAUGCAUUUUCUUGAUCAAAACAAAAGGAUCGCCUUUGAAGAUUCGAUUUUUCCUACUAAAGCGGUAAGCUUAGUUGAAUCCAGUCUUGAUUAUGAAAAUUCCUCAAAGUUAGCCAUUAUAAAUGAAGAGAAAAUCGCAAAGCCUCUUUUGAUUGAAUCUGAAAAGCAUAAAGAAUCCCUAGCGAUUACGAGAUUUUCUUCUCAAUUGGAAUUAACAAAAGAUCAGAAACGCUGUACACCUGAAUUGUAUUUAGCACCUUCAAGGGAAAUGUGUAAACCCCGUCUUCAAACCCUUUUUACCGAUGUUCCGACCUCUACGUUAUUGCCAAAGUCAAUGCUGGAUUUGGAAAAAUUCUAUUUUAGUCUUGAAGAAUGCGGCUCCCUUAACGAAUCUAGAGGUAUUUCUACCAUUUUCUGUCGUGUAUGCCGUCCAAUUGAAUUAAUGACGGGCCUCUCGAUAGACCAUUUUUUUCUUCAAAGUAUUUUGUAUUUCCUGCCUGAUUUGCUUGCGGCUGAACCCUGGGUUGUUGUCCAUGAAGGACGGCGGGUUCUUUCCUGGAUCAUCAAAGGAGCUGGCGCUAUAUUGUCACCAAAUCUAGGACCGACAGCGAUCUCCCCAUCUGCUUUUGUAGAUAGACGCUCCAUACUAAGGACUCGACUACUAAAUGAGCUUUAUAAAAAUUAUUCGCUGUCAUCACCUUCAGAAGAGAUUAUUGAACUUUCUUGUAUUAUAGGAUCAAAAUUUUGGCCUACACCUUUUCAUCCAGGCUCUUUAUUUCCGAGUAUAGAAUCCUUGCCAAGGAAGAGCCUACCAGGAAUCCAAGGAUAUCCUGAAAUAUUGGGCUCAAUUCUUGAUAAUUCAUCUUCAGUAUUUUCUAAAACAACACCGAGCGUACUACCUGAAAAGACGGAUUCUCAUACGUCUUUGUUUCCGGCCGAAGCUAAGGAAACGUUGUCUCUUUUAGGAAGGAUAAGAGCAAAGGAAAAGGAACGGAAUGCCCAACUUGCAUCUAAUUUGCCUGCAGCUAAUACAAUUUUAGUAGCUGGACUGUCUGGAYGUCCACUUCUUCAGAAGCUGCUAUCUCUUAUAGAAGGAAUUGAUUCGUAUGUUGAUGUUUUCUUUUUGUAG